This is a messenger RNA of Linum tenue, 1396 nucleotides long. Lineage: Eukaryota; Viridiplantae; Streptophyta; Magnoliopsida; Malpighiales; Linaceae. The record is from the annotation of a GenBank genome assembly.
UUCCUGUCUUUAGCUUCUUCACCUGUAUAAAUCUGCUUCCCAUACUGUAGAUCCAAUUCACAAGAUACACAAAGCAGUUUCUCCAUUACAACUUCUUCUUCCCACUGUGAGAGAGCAAAGAAGCUAAGAGAAACAAAGAUGGGGAACCUGUCUUGCUGUGUGAAAGUGGAUCAGUCCACAGUUGCCAUGAAGGAAAGGUUUGGCAAGUUUGAGGAUGUUCUUGAGCCUGGCUGCCAUUGCAUGCCAUGGUUCCUCGGAAGCAGUGUCGCCGGCAGCCUCUCCCUUCGCCUGCAGCAGCUUGAUGUUCGCUGUGAAACCAAGACCAAGGACAAUGUGUUUGUGAACGUUGUGGCUUCAGUUCAGUACAGGGCCCUGGCCAACAAGGCAGACGAUGCUUUCUACAAGCUGACCAACACCAGGUCCCAAAUCCAGGCUUACGUUUUCGACGUGAUCAGAGCAAGUGUCCCCAAACUGAACCUGGAUGCAGCUUUCGAGCAGAAGAACGAGAUAGCCAAGGCAGUUGAAGACGAGCUGGAGAAGGCCAUGUCUGCGUACGGGUAUGAGAUCGUUCAGACGCUGAUCGUUGAUAUCGAGCCCGACGAGCGUGUGAAAAGGGCCAUGAACGAGAUCAAUGCUGCUGCGAGAUUGAGGCUGGCGGCGAACGAGAAAGCAGAGGCGGAGAAGAUCGUGCAGAUCAAGCGAGCAGAGGGAGAUGCAGAGUCCAAGUUCCUGUCCGGGCUUGGUAUCGCGCGCCAGCGCCAGGCGAUCGUCGACGGCCUGAGGGACAGCGUGCUGGGCUUCUCCGGCAACGUCCCGGGGACAUCGGCCAAGGAUGUGCUGGACAUGGUCCUCAUAACCCAGUACUUCGACACCAUGAAGGAGAUCGGCGCUGCCAGCAAGUCUACUGCCGUGUUCAUCCCUCAUGGUCCCGGUGCUGUCAACGACAUUGCUGCACAGGUUCGAGAUGGUCUCCUUCAGGCAAACCCUCCUCAGUGAAAAAUCCCAUAAGCUUCUAUCUAUCCAUCCAUUAUAUGUGUUUAAGCUUUAGCAUCUAUGGCGGUAACAGUAUGGAAAGCGUCCAACUUGAUUUCCAUAAUAUUGUAGUGGGAUAAGAGUAUAGUAUGUGUUUGAUGAAAGUGUGCGUGCAAGGCAACAAGUUCAGGAGCUUAUGUUAUCCCCCCAAGCCACCAUUACCCAAAUGGGUACUAAACUAAUGGUAAUAGCAACUAUUUUUUUAACUGGUUUCUGCAGUUUGUUUUGGUUUGAGGUGUUAGAAUGUGGGUGUGAAAUCCACCAGAAAAGGCUUUUGCUCGACACUCUUGUUUGAGUAUGUUCGCAGCUAUCAUCUACUCUUGAAUUCAUCGCGAAAUAAACGUUAGUUUAGAAUUCAUGAUGU